CCGUCAAGUUUAUGCCCAAUAAUACGAAGCCCGGGAAAGGUAAAGCCUGAUUCCUCAUUGUGUGGUGUACGCCUUCUGCUACUUUUGGUUAAAAUGGUGCUGUUCCGGAGAGUUUGCUCGAUGUCUUGUGGUAGCCCGAUACAUGUCUUGACUUGUUCUCAUUCGCUGAUCAGAGAUGCACCAUUUAGGAAAGAAAUCCGCUACCGGGGAUGGGAAGGAGGAUGGGGGGACGGACAAAGGGGAUGCUUCGAAUCUAACGCAGAAGCAACGUCGCCGGGCACAGGUCCGGAAAGCUCAGAUCGAACACCGGCAGCGGAAAGAGAACUAUGUGAAACACCUGGAACAAGAUGUAAUCAAUCUUAGAGAGAUGAUUGCCCAAGCGGAAACCGAGUCUGUGCUCGUCAAGUUCGAGAAUGAGGGUAUUAAGAGCGUUCUAAAGAAGGCAAACGUCAAUAUCCCGACGAGUCCUCCGACAGCUCAAAGUCCUCCACCUCCUCAACAAGACGACUUUGAUGAUUUUAUGGACUUUACUUCUUUCCUAGCCGAGCCCCAUCAAAGUGAUUUUGGAUCCUCAAGUAACUCACCUCACGACAUGCUCAUCAACACCACAUUCGACGAAUGGAUUGACUCUACUAUCCUCCAAAUCAGCCCAACCCACAGCCAUAGCUCCUCUGGCACCAAAACUCAAGUCCCAGUCUCCGUACCCGAAACAGAUAUCGCCAAUAUGCCGAAUAGCUACAACUCGACAGACAUUUACAACUUCCCAACUCCGUUCACCAAUCCACAAGUCUCGAAUACUUUACCGCCGACUAUAGCUGGCGUCAAUGCUAAUCAAGCUGCGUUGGCGAACCUUAACUUGGACUUGAAACCUUUACCGCAAUUACCAGGCCCGGGUCAAGCUUCCAGUUCUCAGGUUACAUCAAAGCCUAGUCGGGUGGAUGUCUCGACUAUUGCUAUAAAUUUUAUACUGGCCCUCGAACACCCCUGCCGCACACACUUCCACCCCGCCCCCCCAGUCUUCAACCCGACCGCUCCCCCCGGCGGCCACGAACUAAUGGCCUCCACCCUCCUCUACGCCACCGCUCCUUCUACCAUCUAUUCCCCCGACAGCCUCUCCCCCACCGAAUCCGCGACCUGGACGGCCCCGUCCCUCGAACUAAAACAGCUCUUCGAGAUGAGUAAAUCGCUCCCCAAAGGCGAUUGGGAGAUAACGCCUGUGCAAGCGUGGUUUUUGCUCGUCGAGCGGUAUGGCGUGAGAAGUCUGGUGAGGGAGGAAGGAGUGUUGGAUCGGUUGAAGAGGGGGUUGGGGCGGUUGGUGGAUUGUUUUUAUUUUGGGGCUGUGAUGGAUAGGGGCCGGUUUUGGGAGUUUGUGGAGGGGGAGUUGGGGCCUGCGAGGGGGAAGGAGGGGAAGGGGAAGGAGAGGGCUUGAGGAGGGGUGGCACGUAAUUGGUAUCUUGGAAUGUUUGGAGUCGUGGAUCUUGAGGAGUCCUGGGUGGGAAAAUGUUGGUUGUAGCGUUUCGUGUGAAAUAUUCUGUCAAAGCGAGUAAAAAUGGGAUUGAAUGUGUAAAUCGAAUUGGGGACUUUUCCUGGCUAAAUUCUCUGAUGUCAGGAGGGACAAUGGAUUAUUUUCCCGCCUUAGA
This is a messenger RNA of Mollisia scopiformis, 1640 nucleotides long. RefSeq lists its product as uncharacterized. Lineage: Eukaryota; Fungi; Ascomycota; Leotiomycetes; Helotiales; Mollisiaceae. The record is from RefSeq and is a predicted model, not a curated record. Gene Ontology annotation, cellular component: RNA polymerase II transcription regulator complex. Gene Ontology annotation, molecular function: transcription cis-regulatory region binding; DNA-binding transcription activator activity, RNA polymerase II-specific. The transcript is spliced from 3 exons. The coding region runs from base 176 to 1429 and encodes 417 amino acids.